Messenger RNA from Saccostrea cuccullata (small rock oyster), 932 nucleotides. RefSeq lists its product as uncharacterized. The record is from RefSeq and is a predicted model, not a curated record. Bases 24 to 932 code for a protein of 302 amino acids. The transcript has 3 exons. Gene Ontology annotation, molecular function: zinc ion binding. Lineage: Eukaryota; Metazoa; Mollusca; Bivalvia; Ostreida; Ostreidae.
CCUUUUCACGAUAAAUCUCGCACAUGCGCACAAACGCUUCCGGACGGCAAACGAAUUUUGUUUACAUUGGUGACCUUUAUACAACUAUGUCAAAGCGGGAGAGUUUAAAUAAGUUAAAAGUUAAUGUGCUGCGAAAGCUUGCCGAAGAACACGGAAUUAACGUUACUAAAAAGAAAAAAGAAGAAAUCAUACAGGAUUUAUUAAUAUGCCAGACGUCACCCUCUGUUCUCACACCGAUCGUGCAGCAAGAUUCCGCUGGAGGUUCCUUGAUAGUACCCUCUCAGGACAGUUUACCACCCUUUAAUGCCGUGAUUUAUGAGUCUCCAGACCAUUCUUAUAUUCCCAAAAUAACUUUCACUGAUAUUUACAACUUUAUUAUUGAAAGACCUACACCGUGUGGUAGUACAGUGAAAAAUUUCAAGGGUCUAGACAGAUCUGUCAAGCACUUCGAGGCUGGUGAUGUGCAAGACAUUAAGGUAUCACAGAUAAACCCAUCCGUGAUCUAUGUGAGAGCAACAUGCCAGGCUUCUAUGAAAAAGCAGCAGUACCAAGUCUUCCUAUGUGUGUCAACAUCCAACACAGGCAAACCACAUAUACAGCAUGGAUAUUGCCAGUGUCCUAUAGGGUUAGCACAGGCAUGUAGCCAUAUAGGUGCACUUCUCUUUGCACUCAGCCAUGCCAAACCUGGUGAGACACAAGGAAGUUGUACAUCUCAGCCAUGUAAAUGGAUCAUUCCCGGGCGCCAGGUGAAGCCGACUCGGCCCAUGAGCUCUUUGCCCAAAAAGUCCAAGCCUCUACAUACAGACACUGAAGAUGAUCCAGUUGCCUCUUUUGAUCCUCGCCACUCGGAUGACAAAAAGAUGGAUCUGCAUAAUACUCUGCAGCAGUUGAAAGACUUAAGAGAUACCUUCCCACAAACAGGUAGGAAUUAA